UUCCGGGUUAGCCAUGUGUAUGCUGCAAUCACAAAAAAAUCUUGAAACUCGCCAAUUUUAAUCAUUUAGUGUUUAUGCUGUAAUAUUUCAACGCAUUGUACCUACAAUCCUUUUCACAAUAUUGCAUCAUUUGACUUGAUUAGUAUAAUAUCAAUUUUUAAUACACGAAUCUUUGGAUUUCUGUAUAAUGGAAACCAACAGUUCACCGGCUGUUGGAGAUGGACCAGAACAGAGUAUACCAAAAGUGAAGUCUGAAAAAGAACUUUUGAAAGAAAAACAAAAACAAGAAAAACUUGAAAAAUUUAUGGCAAAACAAGAAAAACUCAAACAGAAACAAGAUCAACCCAAGAAAGAAGGGGACACCCAGAAAAAGAAAGAAAAGAAGGAAAAAACUGUUGUGCAGUAUGAAGGAAACACAAAACCAGGUCAUAAAAAAGACAUAUCUGGGGUGAUGCCAGAUUCCUACAGUCCUCAGUAUGUAGAGGCUGCUUGGUAUGACUGGUGGGUGGAACAGGGUUUCUUCAAACCAGAGUAUGGUGGAAGAGAUUUUACCAACGUAGCCUAUGAAGAUAAAUUUGUGAUGGUAAUACCUCCCCCUAAUGUUACUGGAUCAUUACAUUUAGGCCAUGCUCUUACAAAUGCUGUAGAAGAUGCUAUAACUAGAUGGCACAGAAUGCAUGGUAAGAUUGUCUUGUGGAACCCUGGCUGUGAUCAUGCUGGUAUAGCGACACAAGUUGUGGUCGAGAAAAAACUAAUGAGGGAGAAGAAAAUAAGUCGACAUGAACUUGGAAGAGAAAAAUUUGUGGAACAAGUGUGGAACUGGAAAAAUGAGAAAGGAGACAGAAUAUAUCAUCAGUUAAAGAAACUAGGAGGAUCUUAUGAUUGGGACAGAGCUUGUUUUACCAUGGAUCCAAAAUUGUGCACAGCUGUGAAGGAGGCUUUCAUCAAACUACAUGAGAAGAAGUUGAUCUACCGAUCUGUCAGACUUGUGAACUGGUCCUGUACACUGAAAUCUGCCAUAUCAGAUAUAGAGGUUGACAAGAAAGAAUUAAGUGGUAGAACAUUUUUACCAGUACCAGGGUAUAAAGACAAAGUUGAGUUUGGUGUUCUGGUGUCUUUUGCCUACCCUGUUGAAGAUUCAGAUCAAGAACUAGUUGUGGCCACCACACGUAUAGAGACCAUGUUAGGUGAUACUGCUGUAGCUGUACAUCCAGAAGACAAGAGAUAUUCACACCUCCAUGGAAAGUUUGUCAAACAUCCAUUUGUUGAUCGUAGGAUGCCAAUCGUCUGUGAUGACUUUGUUGAUAUAGAGUUUGGUACAGGUGCUGUGAAGAUUACACCUGCUCACGAUCAGAAUGAUUAUGAGUGUGGAAAACGACAUAAUUUACCAUUUAUUACAAUGAUUGAUGAUGAAGGCAAUAUAUCAGCUGAUUGUGGAGAAUUUAGUGGAAUGAAAAGAUUUGAAGCUAGAAAAGCAGUGUUGAAAGCUCUAAAAGACAAGGGUUUAUAUAAAGAAACUAAAGAUAACCCUAUGGUUGUGCCAAUCUGCAGUCGAUCUAAAGAUGUGAUAGAACCUUUAUUGAAGCCUCAGUGGUAUGUUAGUAUGCAGAGUAUGGCGGAUGCAGCUGUUAAGGUUGUUAGAGAUGGGGAGCUGAAGAUUAUUCCAGAAAUGCAUAUACAGACUUGGAACAAAUGGCUUGAAAAUUCACGUGAUUGGUGUAUUUCCCGACAGUUAUGGUGGGGACAUCGUAUCCCAGCCUACUUUGUUACUAUUAAUGAUCCCAGCAUACCUGCAGGUUCAGAUACAGAUGAGAACUACUGGAUUGUUGCAAGAUCAGAAGAUGAGGCUAAACAAAAAGCUGCAGAUAAAUUUGGUGUUACUGUAGACAAGAUAUCAUUAAAACAAGAUGAAGAUGUGUUAGAUACAUGGUUUUCAUCAGGAAUAUUUCCUUUCUCGAUAUUUGGAUGGCCAGAACAGACAAAAGAACUGAAUGCAUUUUAUCCUGGAACAUUACUAGAAACAGGACAUGAUAUUCUAUUUUUCUGGGUCGCUAGGAUGGUGUGUAUGGGACUUGUGUUGAUGGGAAAACUGCCCUUUAAAGAGGUAUAUUUACAUGCAAUGGUGAGAGAUGCUCAUGGAAGGAAGAUGAGUAAAUCCUUAGGAAAUGUGAUAGAUCCAUUAGAUGUUAUAUAUGGUAUAACUUUGAAGGACCUCCACAGUAGACUUGAAGAUGGUAAUUUGGAAGAGAAAGAGGUUAAAAAAGCACAGGAAGGACAGAAAGCAGAUUACCCCAAUGGUAUCCCUGAAUGUGGAACUGAUGCACUGAGAUUUGCCCUGGUUGCAUAUACUUCUCAAGGAAGGGACAUUAAUUUAGAUGUUUUAAGAGUCCAAGGCUAUAGAUUUUUCUGCAAUAAAUUAUGGAAUGCCACAAAAUUUGCAAUGAUUGCUCUUGGUGAUAAUUUUAAACCAGAACCAGAACACAAGUUAAGUGGAAAAGAAAAAGAGAUGGACUUAUGGAUACUGAGUAGGCUGAACUAUGCUAUAGAACAGGCUAACCUAGGAUUUGCUAAUUAUGACUUCCAGACAGCUACUACUGGAUGUUAUAACUUCUGGUUGUAUGAACUUUGUGAUUGGUACUUGGAACACAUCAAACCACUUAUUUAUGGAGAUAAUGAAGAAGAAAAGACUGUUUCAAGAAAUGUCUUGUAUACAUGUUUAGAUGUUGGUCUUCGGUUGUUACAUCCUAUCAUGCCUUUUGUGACAGAAGAACUGUAUCAACGGUUACCAAGGAGAUCAGAUAAACAUGCACCUAGUAUAUGCAUAGCUCCUUAUCCACAUGUUGAUACAUACCCACACAGAUCUACCAAUCUAGAGUCAGAUGUUGAUUUGGUCCAGACUGUUGUUAAAAGUAUAAGAUCAACUCGAGCAGAUUAUAAUUUAGUCAAUAAAAAUAAAACUGAUGUGUACUUAAAGUGUGAUACAACAGAAACAGCCUCUAUAUUGAAGAGGUACACAGAUCUGAUAGAAACCUUGACAUUUUGUGCUAGUCUUAACGUUCUGGUUGGGGACUCUCCACCUGAGGGAUGUGCUGUACAGACUGUGUCAGCUAAAUGUGAAUGUCACAUCAUGUUAAAGGGUAUAAUUGAUAUUCCAAAAGAAAUCAGUAAACUGAAUGGCAAGAAAGACACACUGUCUGGGCAGUUACAAAAAUUAAAAGACACAACAGCUAAAGAAGAUUACACUACUAAAGUACCAGAGGAUGUCCAACAAAAGAAUUCUCAGAAGAUGAGUGAAACAGAAAUAGAAAUAGAAAAAUUAACACAAGCCAUAGCUACUUUAGGAAGAAUGUAG
Messenger RNA from Mytilus trossulus (common blue mussel), 3352 nucleotides. RefSeq names its product valine--tRNA ligase-like. The record is from RefSeq and is a predicted model, not a curated record. Gene Ontology annotation, molecular function: valine-tRNA ligase activity; ATP binding; aminoacyl-tRNA deacylase activity. Gene Ontology annotation, cellular component: cytosol. Lineage: Eukaryota; Metazoa; Mollusca; Bivalvia; Mytilida; Mytilidae. Gene Ontology annotation, biological process: valyl-tRNA aminoacylation. The transcript has 27 exons. The coding region runs from base 188 to 3352 and encodes 1054 amino acids.